ACAAUCACAAAUUAUCCGAAGAUGGUAGCUUCGCCGUCCUCCUUACGCGUCUACAGAGGAAUUCUCAAAGAACUGCGGGCAAUGCAAGGACAAAAUUACAAGCAGUCUCUGGCGUACAACUACGUAACGGAUCAAUUUCGCAAAAAUCAGGUGACAGGAGAGAGGUACUGCCGUGCCCAGCAGGAGGCGCUCCAUGCCUCCCAAACAUAUCUGUGUCUGCUGGCAUCCUCCAGGAACCACCAAGCCCUGCACAACUUUUACCAUGCAAAGGGAGAGCGCAAUGCCGAAGAUGUGGCGGGCAUGGUGGGGCUCAGGUUGCCCACUCAGCCGGGAGGCAAAGGUUGGGAGAAGUGACGGUGGAAGAACUGAUGCCUACGUGAACAGCAACCUCCAAAAAAGGGAUACGCGUUAUUCAAGAAGGGCAAAGGCUAGCGACUCUACCUUAUGAUCCAGGGAGGACAUGCAUCCUGAAUCCACCUUUUGCUUUGGUCCUGCAAAUGUUUUUAAAUGUUCAAAGGUUAUGGCAGACAUUCACAAUAACCAAAAAAGGGUUUGACUUUGAUUGAGUUCUCAAUUAAACUAUUCACCUAA
This is a messenger RNA of Hippocampus zosterae (dwarf seahorse), 591 nucleotides long. It is a transcript of the gene fmc1, whose product is annotated as formation of mitochondrial complex V assembly factor 1 homolog. The transcript has 2 exons. NCBI's taxonomy places the organism in Eukaryota, Metazoa, Chordata, Actinopteri, Syngnathiformes, Syngnathidae. Bases 22 to 354 code for a protein of 110 amino acids. The record is from RefSeq and is a predicted model, not a curated record. Gene Ontology annotation, cellular component: mitochondrion.